Messenger RNA from Andrographis paniculata, 786 nucleotides. RefSeq lists its product as uncharacterized. Lineage: Eukaryota; Viridiplantae; Streptophyta; Magnoliopsida; Lamiales; Acanthaceae. Bases 174 to 509 code for a protein of 111 amino acids. The record is from RefSeq and is a predicted model, not a curated record. Gene Ontology annotation, cellular component: nucleus; cytoplasm. The transcript has a single exon.
CUUCUUAACAAUCUUUGACUGCAAAUUGGAUUCCCAAUCUCAGCACCGCACCGACACGUGCGCAGCACGCGCCCCUUAUUUAUACCCAAUUCCCUCCGUUCACACUUCUCGCACCUUCUCAUUUCUCUCAUAACUGAAACUCUUCUCAAAUUAAAAUCUCUCCCCCAAAAUCCAUGGCGGACGCUCAUCGGAAGACUUCGGCGUCGCGGCGGCAGCCGAGCAGGUUGCAGCGGAGAGCGCCGGCGUCGAUUCAGAUCAGUCCGGCGACGGAAUGGAACGUCGCGAUUCCGCUCCUGUCGCCGCUGGUUCAGUCGCCGACCGCCGCUAAUCCGACGCCUGAGAUGAAAUUGUGCUCCGGUGCUGGUAGUAGCAAGGAGGCGCCGGCGCCGGCGCCGGAGAAUCCUGCGGUGGUUGCGAAGAAGUGGCAGCACCCUGCGGCGCCGUUCUAUUACGAAGCGACGCCGUUUCGGCCGUUUGUGUGUACGGGAAGGGGAAGUUUGGAUAGAUAGAUAGGUUUUUAAUUUUGAUUUUUGUUAAAUGUUAAUAUUAUCUUCGUUACUGCUAUUUCAGAUUAAUUUAAAAUAAUUACAAAUUACAAAAAUUGCAUAUAUAUAUAUAUAUAUAUUAUGGAUUAUGUAUUGUCUAAUUUGAAUGCUUUUGAUUUCUUGGUAACAAAUUGGUGAUUAAUUUAGGUAUAGAAAGUGAACUUUGAUUACUGUCUUGUAGUGAUUGAGAAAUAUUAUCAUGCUUGAAACAUGUGUUUGUACAAGGUACUCCCUCGUUCCC